This is a messenger RNA of Phascolarctos cinereus (koala), 2507 nucleotides long. Lineage: Eukaryota; Metazoa; Chordata; Mammalia; Diprotodontia; Phascolarctidae. The record is from RefSeq and is a predicted model, not a curated record.
UGUGAAUUUGAUUAACUACUUAUUAGUAGCCUCCUCAGACUGACACAUUAAAGCUCUCCCUCCCCACCCACCCGUGUUCCCUUCCAUUAUUUUCUGUCUCCCCCACCCCACCCUAGAGCUCCCUCCUGUCACUCCCCGUGCUCAUAGGAACCAUGGGAGCCAGAGCUAGGAGGAACCAUAGAGAUGAAUUAGUUCCACCGAAUCCAUUUAUACAUGGAUGAGAUGCAAGCAGGGAGUAACUUACCCAAGGUCACCUGUAUUGUAAGUAGGAGAAAUGAAUUUGGAUCCAAGUCCUCUGAUUCCAAAUCCAGAAAUCCAGCAUUCUUUGCACAAGACCAUUGUUUCUGUUCUGCAUCUACCCACCCUAGCAAGUGCUCAUUAGUUCUAGUUCAUGGGCUUCUGGCAAUCAGUUAAGAAUGAAUGGGUUCAAUUUCCAAUCAGGAUUAUCCAUCCCUGGGGAAAAAUGAACUCAAGCCAUGAAAUGUGACUGGAUCUCCAUCCGUGUGCCCCAGGAAAAAAUUACUACCUCUUUCUCCAUCUUUUGGGCCAAUCCCAAUUUUUACUUAUUUUUGAGAGGAAGAAGAGUUAUCAGCAUAGAAGUCCUAAUAGGCAUGGGGUCUGUAGCUAUAUGGAACCCCACAAGAAAUCCAGUCAGAGAGCAUCCCAGGUCUCUAGCUGGACUCUCCUUUUUCCCCAUCCACUCCCUUUCACCUUUUCAAACUCUUUCCCUGGGUUCUGGAGCUCUAAGAACUACUGUUUGAAGAAAGGCCUUUUCUGUACCCAAACCCCAACCUGCUCCUGUGGGAAAACAAUAGUUCCAGAGGGAAGCACAGCCUCCCAAUCAAACGGGUGGGAGUUUACUCAAUUCAGACUUGGGGGAGCCCAUCCUUCUAUGUAUGCCAUAUCUGGGUAGGGACUUGGGGUUGGGAGAUCUCUGAAACGCAGGUGACCUGCCCACCCUCUCCACAUCCCCUCUAUCAGGACAGAGUAUGUGAAGGGGCAGUAAAGUCACAGCUGGGUUGGCACUGGAAUAAGGCCCAGGGUCUUUGCAUCUCAAGCUCUGUCCUGUCCCAGAGCCUGCCCCAGACAAAUCAGCAGAGAUGGCAGUGCUGUGGACUCUCCUGUGCCUGGCAUGCCUUGGUUCUUGCUACGGUUUUGGGAUCCCAGCUAUCAAACCUGUUCUGAGAUUCAACCAGAAGAUUGUCGAUGGGGAAAAUACCAUGUCGGGAUCCUGGCCCUGGCAAGUGUCUCUGCAGGAGCGAAAUGGUUUUCACUUCUGUGGAGGUUCCCUCAUCACUGCUGCCCACUGCAACGUGAGGCGAGGGCCCUACAGCCUUGUUCCCUCAAGCACCCUAUAUCUAAGUAAGUGUCCCCUAUUUUACCACUGUCCACCAGGCCUUGCCAGGCAAGAGCCUCAAGACUUCACCCCUGACUCCCGUGUCCAUAGGGCCCUAUCCAACCUCAUGGGUUCCCUACAGAUCAUCACCUACCCUGGCUGGAAUCCCAACACCAUGAACAAUGAUUUUACUCUCCUAAAGCUGUCCUCACCUGUCCAAUUCACUUCCCGAGCAUCUCCUGUGUGUCUGGCCACAGACAACAACAUCCCCCAGGACAUCACCUGUGUCACUACAGGCUGGGGCCGCACCAGUGGUGUAGCCAACACCACCACAGCUUGGCCCCAGCAGGUGGUUCUGCCCCUGGUGACAGUAUAUCAGUGCCAGUAGUAUUGGGGCAGUCACACCAUGGAUGCCAUGAUCUGUGCGGGAAGCUCUGGAGCCUCUUUUUGACAGGGUGAUUCCGGAGGCCCCCUUGUGUGCCGACUAAACAACCUGUAGGAAGCACCCUGGGUCCAAGUCGGUGUUGUCUCCUGGGGGACAAGCAACUGCGAUGUCCAGGCACCCGCUGUGUACACACGAAUCAGCAAAUUCAGCUCUUGGAUCUAUCUGACAGUGGCCAACAACUAAAGAACUUGAAGGAGGGGCUUUCAGGACACCCCGCACAAGCCCAACUGCCCUUCCUCCCUAUGCCCUGAAGCACAAUAAAUUCCCUAUCUGCUCUCAAGUCUGGGCUGUUUUUCCCCUCGGGCUUUUCCUUUACUCUAGCCUCAGGUGGCCAGCAGGUGUGGGAGCCAGGUGGCCAGGAUGAGGUGAAACAAGCCAAAGGUUGUUCCCAGCACUCUACACAACCCCACCCACCCUGGGACACUGCCAAGGAAUUAUGCAGCACCUGGGGCUGAGCCAAGAAGACCUCCUGGGACUCAGGACUUGGCCUUGGCACCAUCAGAAAGGAAACCUGAGACUGGUGAAGGAAGCAACGUGUUUCUGCACAAAUGAAGUACGACAGAGAGACCUUAGGGUGAGAGGAACUGCUCCUCCCAAAAGACUCUAGGGCCACCUCACACUCCCUACCAUUCCUCAUCGGGGUUCUCCUCAACUCAAGGCAUCCACGUCCUAUAGUGGUCAGAGUGCUGGGCCCAGAGUCAGGAAGACCCGAGUUCAGAUGCAAUC